AUGGUGUUUGUCAUCAAUGACCUGCUGCAGGUGAAGCUUCCACCCAUGGAGACAAAUCACAGCAACAGGAUCAUCGAUUUCCAUCUUGAAGACCGAGCAGACCUGGCUCUCACGCUCGCGGAUCCCGAGCUUGCCGCGGAGAAAGUGGCGACAGGCGCCGAAGAAGCCGCCACAGAAGGCAUUGAAGUGCUGAUGGCUGGCGGAGGGAUGUCAGCCGCUCAGGCCAUGUGGAACAACAUGAAGGCCUUGCGUCAGUUCCAGCAUUCUCUCGAGACCUUGGUCAACAACAUUCGAGUGAUUGUAGGAGCCAUCAUGGAUGCCUUCAGCAGCAAGAGCACCACAGCGCCAAAGAAGCUUGAUGCCAAGAGAUCCAAGAAACUGCAGGAAGCAGUCAAGCACUUCAAGACGAAGAGUGAGCAGGUUGCAGUCGUGGCCAAAGCGGAGAAGAUGACACCAUACAAACUGUCUACAGAAGAGCUUCAGAUGCUUUCGGACAUGGUGGAGUGCAGCCUCUUUGAGACAACAGUCGCGGGAGUCAUCAGGGCGAAGGCCCCCGACGCUACCGGGUUCUACUGCGAUGCUUGCUGUUCUGACUUAGAUCCAGACGCGAGGAUUUUGGGGUGCAAGAAGUGCAAGGAAAGCGGAGGAUGGUUUGGGGGAGGGAGCAGCUGCGACAUCGGCAUUUGCGUUAGAUGCUCUAGCUUGAUGCUGGCACAUGCAAGCAAGGACGUUCAAGAAAGAGGUGAAGGCAGUCGGGGAGAAAGUUGGCUACAAGCUCAUGAAAGCUUACUGCUUCUACGAUACAGAACGCCUGUGCAACGAGUGCGAACAGCCGUUCUCUGA
This is a messenger RNA of Symbiodinium natans, 843 nucleotides long. Lineage: Eukaryota; Dinophyceae; Suessiales; Symbiodiniaceae. The record is from the annotation of a GenBank genome assembly.